AUGAUUGUGGGCCAGGAUACCAAGGUGGCGCCUGUAGCUAACCCCCCGGCGGCUGAUACCUCUCAGUUUAAAGACGAGAAGGCUCCCCCUGUGGACAUAGAGCAGGGAAGUCGCGACACUGCCUCAUGGGUUGAAGACGAGACGAAGGUUGCACGGGAUACCAUUUUGGGUUAUGACACCCUCGCAUACAACUCUCCAGCCAUCUCCAAGUUCCCUUACCUGGAUAGGGAAGGACUUGACCCAGGCUCCCAGGCAGUCGCUCAAAAUCCAAAGCCAAAGCGACCUUGGAUAUGGAUUGGGGCAGUGGGUCUAUGCAUGCUCAUAAUCGUCAUCUUAGCCGCUCUCUCGGGCGCUUUGGGAUCUCGAUGGCUCAGAGACCGCGGGUACAUAGAGGACGAUAUCUGGUACACGAGGACGACAGAUCCAAACGGAGAGCGAUUUAUCGUGAUCCGGGGAACGUUGUCCAUUCCUGUCAACGCACCUACCUCGGGCAUGCACAUGCCGUACGACUCCUCCUCCUUCCCCACUCCCACCUCUCUCGGCCCUUCGAACAGCCCAUCGCUGAGCAUUUCAAACACGGAAUAG
Molecule: messenger RNA, 585 nt
Organism: Coprinopsis cinerea okayama7#130
Lineage: Eukaryota; Fungi; Basidiomycota; Agaricomycetes; Agaricales; Psathyrellaceae
Exons: 3
Coding region: 1-585 (194 amino acids)
Source: RefSeq, a predicted model, not a curated record